This is a messenger RNA of Trichobilharzia szidati, 603 nucleotides long. The record is from the annotation of a GenBank genome assembly. NCBI's taxonomy places the organism in Eukaryota, Metazoa, Platyhelminthes, Trematoda, Strigeidida, Schistosomatidae.
CUUCUUGUAAUGCGUGGAAUAAAACGGUCAGAUAUACUGGUAGUUAGAUGUUAUAUGGAGGAUGAAAUGAAAAGAUAUGCAGUUGAAUUGCUUAAAUCCGCAAUGAAUGAAUUCGACGGUGAACGAGAAGUGGCAUGCUUUAUUAAGAAUAAAUUUGAUUCUCGUUAUCGUACCUACUGGCAUUGUAUUGUUGGCAAACAUUUUGAAUGUUCUAUAGAAUUCGAACCAACUCGGUUUAUUUACUUAAAAGCAAAAGACUUGUCAGUUGUCCUCUACAGAUACAGCUGAAAAUACAAGUUUUAUGAAAAACAAGUUGAGCGGAUAUCUGAAACAAUUGUCUUUCAUUUUCAUCUUUUGACACACUUCACUUUAAAUUAUUUGUUUUAAUUUAGUUUAACUGCCCUAAUUUAAGAAUUAGCGAACAAUAUUUUGGGAUGAAACAAGCCAAAGACUCAAAUUCCCUAAAUUCCAAAUAAAUAUACUCGUAUCAACAUACAGAAACUGGGAAAAAAGACAAGACGCAGCAUGCUACAUUUUGUUCCUGCAUAUAAUGCAAUCUACAACUUAUUAUACAAGAGGAAUAAUAAAUUUUUUCUUUGUUAA